Messenger RNA from Cuscuta campestris, 2054 nucleotides. Lineage: Eukaryota; Viridiplantae; Streptophyta; Magnoliopsida; Solanales; Convolvulaceae. The record is from the annotation of a GenBank genome assembly.
GUUGUUUCUCUCAUUGGGAAAUCUAAACAAACAAAUACAUAUCAUCUCCUGAGUCCCAUCAACUGGUUAACCCAUACAUCUUUUUAUAUUUCAACUCAUGAGAAAUUUCCCUAAAUAGUCCUCUCUUAUGUUGGCAUUAACUUUGGACAUCCAUUUGAGAAAAUCAUCCAAAUAGUCUUCUCUUGGGAAGUUCUCAUGGACAAAUGCUUAUUUAAAUAUGAGUCCAAACACCCACUGUUCUGAGAAACAAUUCCCCAAAGAGUCAUAUUUUCUUUUGACAGUUCUGUUGGACAUCCACUGAUUCUACUCAUUCAUUUCUUUCAUGACAUAAGUGGGGUCUAGAGUUAGACUUUCUGUGAGUUGAUGUCUCCACAAAUUGUCUAUAUAAGUUAGGGUUUUUUGGGGAAUUUUCUCUCGAAAUAGAGAAUGUUUAGUCAUAUUUAUAUGAGUGGUUGUCAAGAAGAAACCUCAAAACAAGAGAGGACUAUUUUGGGAAUUUCCCUCAUGAUAGUGGAUGUCCGGAGUCAAUUUUGUUUGAGUGGGUAUUCAGAAGAAUUUCCAACAUCAGAAAGGACUAUUUGGGGAAAUUCCUCUUCAACUCAUUGUUCCUAUAUAUUUGAAAAAAUAAAUUUUCAUGCAUUGACACUUGUAGCUUUUGGAUGAGAUGAUAGACAAUGGCUUCCCUCUAACAACAGAACCUAAUAUACUGAGAGAGAUGAUAUCUCCUCCAAAUAUUGUUAGCAAAGUGUUGAGUGUUGUAACAGGCAGUAGUUCCAAUGUCAGCAACACUCUUCCUCGCUCGACAGCAACCUGUGUUCCUUGGAGGAAAAGUGACUUGAAACAUACAAGCAAUGAGGUUUACGUUAACCUCAAUGAAGAAAUGGAUGCUACUAUUAACAAGGAAGGGACUCUGGUAAAAUGUGAGGUUUAUGGUGAAAUUGAAGUCAACUCACAACUUUCUGGUAUCCCUGACCUUACUCUUUCAUUUGCAAACCCAUCUGUCUUGAACGAUGUGCAAUUCCAUCCAUGUGUUCGUUUACGGCCAUGGGAAGCAAACCAAAUCCUAUCAUUUGUUCCUCCUGAUGGGCAUUUCAAGCUGACAAGCUACAGAGUCAAGAAGUUGAAGAGUACUCCCAUUUAUGUGAAGCCGCAGCUCACUUCAGAUUCUGGAACAUGUCGAAUCAGUAUACUAGUUGGAAUACGAAAUGACCCAGGAAAGCCAAUAGAUGACGUGAGUCUGCAAUUUCAACUGCCUAGUUGUGUUUCAUCUGCAGAUCUUUCUUCAAAUCUGGGAACAGUGAACAUCCUUGCACAUAAGACAUGCUGUUGGUCGAUUGGAAGGAUCCCAAAAGACAAGAGUCCAUCAUUGUCUGGAACCUUAGUGCUGGAGACUGGCCUAAAUCGUCUUCACGUAUUUCCUACUUUUCGCGUGGGGUUCAAAAUAAUGGGCGCCGCCCUUUCUGGGCUUAAAAUAGACAAAUUGGAUGUAAGGAAUCUGCCUACGCGCCCUUACAAAGGAUUCCGAGCUCAAACCCGUGCAGGAGAGUAUCAAGUAAGGUCUUAAAGAUCGAAACAAUGCUUGGAACUUGAAAUUGAACGAGGCUAUAGGGGCUGUGUGUCAAUUUUCCACACAUUUUCUUCUCUGGAGUAGCUGUCUUUUGAUGAUGCCCUAUUGUUGUAAAAAGCAGUAUGAGAAUUUGUUCUAUAUUUCGUUAGGGAACCCCUAAUUCUCUAUGGUUUACCUUAAAAAAAAGAGGCUAGUUUGGCAUUAAUACCUUUCCUUUAUGACAAAUGGAAAAUAAAUCUAGGUCAGAGAAGAGAAGAAAAAGCAAAGCACAUGAAUCUGACGAUGACAUUAUGUACUGUUUUUUUUGUAGUUGAUAUUGAAUUUGUGAAGUAUGAAAUGAUUUGAGCGAACUUCUCUUUCCGAUAGAUCCAUCUCAUUUAUGAAAAAUGUAAUUUUAUCCAUAAUCAGUCUACAUUUUGCCUUUAUUUAUUUUUACAUUAUAAAAAUCUGAUCAAAUCAUGCUUGAUAAGAAAUAGUUUUAAGUAUA